This is a messenger RNA of Linum trigynum, 459 nucleotides long. The record is from the annotation of a GenBank genome assembly. Lineage: Eukaryota; Viridiplantae; Streptophyta; Magnoliopsida; Malpighiales; Linaceae.
AUGAGAUGGGAAAGCCUACCAAUUGUCCUGAACUCGAACGCCCCGAUGCUCAACAAGCACCUCCAUCAAGACAUGAGCGUGUACCCUGGCAACCUGCUCUCUAGUGAGUUGGAGGAUACUUUGGAAAACAGAUGCUCAAGGCGAGUCACUGAGGCAUCAAGGUUGACCAAGGACGAGGAAGUUCUGGCUUCUGCCGAUGACAAAGAGCUCUCCAAAAGAAAUGAUGACGCCUUUGAGGUGGUUGGGGUGGUGUUGGUGCUGGUGCCUCUUAUGCUGGCUCCGACUCGGGUGUCUGGUCCACCACGGGGUGGAACAAUGCCGCAAGUCAAUGACCUGAAUGAACCAGAUGUUUCUCUUGACUUGGAGCAAUCCCAUGAUGCCGAGUGUCUCCACAAGGAAGAUCUCUGUCAACCCCACCUCCAUGUAGAUCAUGGUGUCUACUCUGAAGUAUUGGGCUAG